AUGUUUGAUCCACGAUCGGGAAGACGAUUUCGAAACGGAAGAGUUCCCAAAUAUUCUGACAGUGUACUCCAUUGUCAAAAUCGUUCGGUCAUCAGUGGGAAUCCUCUAAGUCGACGGCAUGGAAGAAGUUGUGAUCUACAAGCAACUAAUGAAGAGGACAAGCCUGACAAGUACGACAACCCUAUAGCACAGGUUUCGUCCGAUAUUCUACGUGUUUCCGGCUAUACUCAGCAAUUUCGCUCACUCUUGACUGCUCGAUUUUCUCCACGGCGGGAAUCUGUCCCAAAUGUGCACCUGGAAACGGGAAAUGAAGAACGAGACGAAAAGUAUGUCAACGGAGGUGUUCGAUUCGAUACCGACCUAGCCGAAGAGGCGAAAGUCACUAAUCCACGUGCUGUUAGGCGGCGGCAAAGUGGCUACGCUAUCUCCAUUUCCAGUGACAGCACCGCAAAGAUGAGGUGCCGACUGCGUAAGCAAUUAUUUGUGCAACGAAAUAAGGUAUGUGAUCUAUCGCUAAUUCUGGGGAUUGCUGGUCUUCUCUUCGUCAUCAUCGAUGCCGAACUUACCGCACUUUCUACAACUACUCAUAUUACAAAGGCUCAUAACGUGUCGCUGUUUCUUCGUUCCUUAGCCGUGCUCACAACAGUAUGCCUCAUGUGUUGUCUCAUCAAUUAUCACGCCAUAGAAGUUAAAAUAGCGCUUAUUGAUUCGGGUGCCGAUGAUUGGCGCGUUGCGGUAAGCAUGGAUCGGGUGAUCAAACUAUCAGUGGAGUUGGCAAUUUGCGCCGUAUGUCCAUUUCCAGGAUCUGGCAGCAUACGAUGGCCAUUCAUAUCGCCAGAAACUCGCCUAGUUAAAAUGGUUGACGUACCGGUUGAUGUGCUGCUUUCAGUGCCCAUGUUUCUUCGUUCCUAUCUCCUUUGUCGAUUUAUGGUACUACACAGCAAGCAAUUCCAGGACGCAGCCACUCGUUCAAUCGCAGCGCUGAACCGUAUCUCUAUGGAUUUUCGUUUUGUCAUCAAAACAAUGAUGGCUGAUCAUCCUCUACGGGUUUUGAUAGUCUUCACAGUGUCAUACUGGAUCUGCAUGUCGUGGAUGUUUACUCAGUGUGAAAGGUACGAUGGCAAAUUGGACGUGGAGCAUUACUACCUGAAUUCGAUGUGGUUCAUUAUGGUCACCUUCAUGUCCAUUGGAUACGGCGACAUUGUACCGAACACCUACUGUGGCCGCACACUUUCUAUCACUACUGGUAUUGUGGGUGCUGGUGUAUCAUCAGCGCUUAUCGCCGUCAUUUCGAGAAAGCUGGAACUUAGUCGGGCGGAGAAGCACGUGAACAACUUCAUGGCAGAUUCCAAGUUGACAAAUCAGCGUAAAAACGCAGCCGCUUCGGUAUUGCAAGAGACCUGGUUCAUUCACAAGUACAAAAAAGCUUUGCAUAAAGGUGAUGAAUUGCGGUUGCGCCACCAUCAACGACGUUUUCUGCAUUCUAUUAACGAAUUCCGACGGAUAAAAUGGGAUCAGCGCAAACUUCAAGAAAAAGGGAAUUCUUUGCUGGACGUAGGAAAGUUGCACUCGGACAUGCAUGAAACACUGUGGGAAAUGCACCGGGCGCAGGACCACUUCAUCUCACAGAUAGAUAUGCUCACUCAAAAAAUCGUCGAACUGCAACAAGCCCUCUCUCAACAGUCUUUGAUAGGGCAGCAAGCCGCCGCCGCGGCAUGCUAUUCUCAGCGCCUUCCCUCCACGACGUCACCAACUGAUCCUCCGCUGCAACCACUGCUCAACUCAAGCGCUAGCAUACCUCGCAUUUCGUUGGGAAACCACAGCUUUCAUCACAACAAUAAUGGAUCGCUCAGCAAUGGAUGCAUGAUAUCUGAUUCAAAGUUGUACGGUCAGUGUCAGGUUGAUCAAAGGGCUCAGUGUCCAACGGGCGGCAUCUAUGCCACUGUUACCACACCGUUGAUGAAUUCGUUUGAAGGAAUGUGA
Messenger RNA from Necator americanus (New World hookworm), 1983 nucleotides. RefSeq lists its product as uncharacterized. Gene Ontology annotation, cellular component: plasma membrane; neuron projection; neuronal cell body. Bases 1 to 1983 code for a protein of 660 amino acids. Gene Ontology annotation, biological process: potassium ion transmembrane transport. The transcript is spliced from 15 exons. Gene Ontology annotation, molecular function: small conductance calcium-activated potassium channel activity; calmodulin binding. NCBI's taxonomy places the organism in Eukaryota, Metazoa, Nematoda, Chromadorea, Rhabditida, Ancylostomatidae. The record is from RefSeq and is a predicted model, not a curated record.